AUGGCCUCCGUCAGCUCCCUCGAUCAGGACAUGCGCAAGCUGCGCCUGGCGAGAUACACCCCCCAAGCCGCCUCCGAAGUCCGCACCUGGAUCGAGUCUACAUUACACGAAUCUCUCCCUCCCGGCGACCUGUUGAACGCCCUGAAAGAUGGCGUUGCAUUGUGCAAACUCGCGAACCUAUUACUACCACCGCCUGGCAUCAAAUUCAAGAAGUCCCCCAUGCCGUUCAUACAGAUGGAGAACAUAUCCCACUUCCUCCAGGCCUGCGAGCGCCCUCCCCUCAACUUACCCGCACACGACCGCUUCCUCACUGUCGACCUGUACGAGUCCAAGGACCCCGCCCAAGUCCUACAGUGCCUGGGCGCCUUCAGCCGGAUAGCCAAUGCCGUAAGUCCUUCAAGAUUCCCCACCACCAUUGGACCCAAGCGCGCAGGCGCAGCAAAUCCAGCUAUAUUAGGCACGAACAGCACGAAUGGCAACCUCUCAACAAGCGACUACGGUCGUCCGCGGGGCCCAAGCAGCACCUCGGCCACCAGCAGCAUCAGCACAACCUCAACGCCCUUCCCCUCCCUCUCCCGCCCCUCGCCCGCCGCUCGUGCCCUCAGCCCCACCCUGACCGGCGAUUCCGUCUCCACGACCGCCACCUCGACCGACGCGCGCUCUCCCCCAGGCCCCGUAAGUUCCUGGUCCAAGAAGACCGAUGAGGCCUCAACCGCGCCUGCCUGGAACAUCCACCAGUACGGCUACAUGGGUGGCGCGAGUCAGGGGAAUCUGGGCGUCUCGUUCGGCGCGCGGCGGCAGAUCACGUCUGCGGGGCCCGCUGUGCCGUCGCUGGCUGAGAAGGAAAGGAGGAGGAGGGAACAGGAGGCGGAAGCUGAGCGGCUUCGUACCCAGGCUGAGGAGGCGGAGCGGCAACGCCGGGUGGAGCGGGAGGCGGAGGAGGAAAGAGAGAGGAUCGAGGAAGAGAAGCGCUGGGAGCAGGAGACGCGGCGGCUGCGCGAGGAGGAGAAAGCGCGCGUCGAGCAGCAGAAGCGCGAGUGGGAAGAGCAGGAACGGCGAUGGAGGGACGAAGAGGAAGCCCGAGUGCGGGCGGACAAAGAGGCCCAGCAGCGCGUAGAGGCCGAGACGAAGCGACAGCGAGCAGCCGAUGAUGCGAGAUUAAGAGGGCACUAUCCUCCCGAUACGAAUACCCGACCCCCGAACCAGCGCAGUACCAGCAGCUACAGAGACGAGUCCCCCACGCGCGCCGCCGAGCGCGAGCGCAUGCGCGACCUCGAACGCCAGCUCGAGGAAGCAAAAGAGCGCGAGCGGCAGUACCAACUCGAGCGCGAAGAGCGCCUCCGCCAAUCCUCCCCCCAAAAGCAUACCCGCUCUCGCUCAUCCAGUCCCUCACCACCCACCCUACCCCCCCGCGCCCCUUCCCCACAAGAAAGUGCUGCCUCCUGGGUCAUCGGCGGCGACGAGCGUGAACUCCUGCGGCAGCAAUGGCAAACCCACAACGAUUUCUCGGCGCCGAUCCCACCGCGGCCCCUGCCGGACCCAGACGUCAUCCCGCCGCCUCCGCCCAAGGAUCCAACACCCGCGCCCCUAUCUCCACGGCCACUGCCCGCGCCGCCCUCCGCACCCUCCAAUAGCACUUCAGCUAUGCGACCGCCGCCGCUGAGCCCUCAGCCAACACCACUACCUCGCGCACCACCGCCGCAACAGAGCCAACCCCCUCCCCAGCCGCUGCCGCGCACAACAACAGCACCCCUGAACUUCAACCCCCCACCUCCCUCCUCCCCACCCGUCCAAGCCCCCCGCGCCAGCCCCUUCGGCGCCGCGCGUCCCCAGCCUGUAACCGCGAGCGCGACACCGCCGCAGAAGCCGGAAAGGUUCAAGAGUUUGUUGGAGAGGGAGAUGGAGCGGGAGAGGGAACGGCAGAGGGAGUGGGAGGAGGCGCAGAUGAGGAGUAUAAGUGGGCAGGGCCAGGGUGCCAAUGGUGGAGGCGGAGCGGGGAGGACGGGGCUUUUGGGGCCGAGGCCGAGACCGUAG
Coniosporium apollinis CBS 100218 is the source of this 2034-nucleotide messenger RNA. RefSeq lists its product as uncharacterized. Bases 1 to 2034 code for a protein of 677 amino acids. The record is from RefSeq and is a predicted model, not a curated record. Lineage: Eukaryota; Fungi; Ascomycota; Dothideomycetes. The transcript has a single exon. Gene Ontology annotation, molecular function: protein binding.